This is a messenger RNA of Coprinopsis cinerea okayama7#130, 2391 nucleotides long. RefSeq lists its product as hypothetical. Gene Ontology annotation, molecular function: protein-folding chaperone binding. The transcript has 2 exons. The record is from RefSeq and is a predicted model, not a curated record. Bases 23 to 2254 code for a protein of 743 amino acids. NCBI's taxonomy places the organism in Eukaryota, Fungi, Basidiomycota, Agaricomycetes, Agaricales, Psathyrellaceae.
CCCAAGUAUCCCUCCUUGCACCAUGUACCAAGUUCCCUACUACACUCGCCACCAGUAUCUCGCUGCCCAAGCUGAAGCCAGAGCCGCAGAGGCCGCCGCUAAAGCUGCAGAAGCUGAGUUUCUCGCUGCAGAAGCCAUUCGACAGGAAGAAGAAGCGUUGAAGGCCCGCUUGUACGACAUCGAACAACGCAAGAGGUAUUCUCGGCCCUCUAGUGUCUACAGUCUUCAACCACCAUCGACCUUUCAAAUUCAAAACCCCUCGCCAUUGGCCUACGGUUACCAUUCUGAUCCAGCACCUCCUUUUGCUCCUUCUACAUAUGCAGCACUCGACCACGAACAUGCCUACAGGCGUCUUCCAGCAGCAGCUCUUCCUCGAAUCCGCCGACUCCCUCAACCACCCUCCCAGGAAGAGAUCCUCAAGGCUCGUCUAGAGGAGGAGCGUCUGGCUCGCCUCGCCGCUGAGGAAGAACUGAAGCGGAAAGAGAAAGAAUUGGAAGCCAAAAGGGCUCGCGAGGCACGGCAAACUGCCGCUUGCUGCCCCAAUUCUACCUUCGAGGCGACCUCUUGUCGUGUUAAGGCCUGUCGUCGAGCGGCCCCUGUCUCUCCCCAGUUGAAGGACUAUCCUCAACCUGGCCCUGAGCCUGCGCCUGCCGCAAUCGAGGGAGAGAACGUCAACGACCUUUUGCUCUCCCUCUUUGGAAUUCAGCCCCAACUGGUUAGCAAGCCUACCCAGGAGCCCGCUGCGCCGAGUCCACCGAGAAUUCGCAAGGCUCCCCCUACUCAGGUCGCCUCAAAGCCUACCCCGGCGCCUCAGCAGAUCCCCAAACCCGCUCCUGCCACUCCUGCCAGGGUGGUCUUUCUCGAAGAUGAUAUUAGGCGCGCAAUCCUUGAAGUCAUCGACUCCCUCUCCACUCCAGAGCCUUUUACCAAGGCGACCAAGUCCCAGUCCAAGGAUUCUGGCAAGUCUCUAAUCGAGCAACUGCAUGCUCGAUACCAAACGGAGGGAGACAAAGAACUCCGAGACACCAUCCAGGCGACCAUCAACUCUCUUACCCCACAGAGGACCCCAUCUACCUUAUCCUCCUCGACUUCCAAAGGCAAGGAGAAGGCCACCACCACGCACCCUUCUUCUUCUGUCCGUUCGAGUCUCGAGAAAGUUACCAAGAUCAAGGCGACCUUCCAGGAUCUCGAGGCCGAGUUCACCUUCCCUUCCCAACUUGACUUUGUCUCCGACCACCCUCCCUCCGACCUCACCCCCUCGACGGCCUUCUCCCACCUCGCGUAUACCGCUCGCAACCACCCCCUUCGCUUCUAUGAACAGAGCCUUCUCUCACUUCUUGCUGACCUCGACCUCAUCGAGAGCCACGGCGAUCCUGUGUUGCGCAGCAAGCGAAAGGAAGCGGUCAACCAAAUUGAACGGACACUGGAAGCACUCGAGAGGGAGAUUGUUGGUCGAUGGAAGUCCAAGGUUGCAAAGGAGAAGGUACAGGGCUCAUCUGAGGCAACCUCUUCUCAAGAGGUCUCUCCCAAGUCCAAGGCUGCGACCAAGGAGGAACCAUCCGAGUCUCCUGUGACAGAGGACAAAGCGACUACCCGUGCGCCUGUACCUUCCUCCACCUCGGAGUCUGAAUCCCCUUCCCAAACGCCAUUCACCGUCCCCGUCUCCGAAAACGAUACCAGUGCCGGUGCGCCAUCAGCAACACUGUCUCAUGUCUCUUCGACGUCCGCUGCCGUAGUGGGGGUAGAAGAGUCGGAGGAAACCCCUGCAAAUACCACUGGCGCUGAGGACAAUGUGGAGGCUGUUGAGGUCAAAGUGGAGGAAUCCGAGCCCACUCCGACUGCACCCAACUCAGUCGACGAAGAGCCAGCCACCACUGGCCAAGACGCUGAAAACUCCGAGUCCCUGCCCGUGGACUCCCAGAGCACGGCCAAGGCAUUGACGGAGAUCGAGUCGCCUCUCGAGCCCCAUCGAACCCAGAACGCCGACGAACAUGUCCCUUCAAGCGACGCCCCAGGGAACAACGAUCAUGAGAGUGGUCAAUCUGACGUUGCGGCUGAAUCUGCUGAGGCUCCUUCAUCCCCGGUCUCCACCGUUCCCGACUCCAUAUCUUCAGUCUCCACUCGGGACGAAGACAGUGAGACUGACAGCUUCCUCUUGUCCCACGCAGCCCAAGAAGCAACAUCCAAACGCAAGACGUUUCCCAAACCACAUGUAGAGGAUUUAGGUAGCGAUUGGUCGGACCUGGACGCAUAAACGUCUUUUUUGUCUGAAGUUGCGCCUGGGAUUGAUUGAUUAGAUCAUAUUUAUAACUUUAGACUGUGUAACAUUAUAAUUAUCUCGUGUCCUUUAGAUACCCAACAAUAUGUGACUGUCUCAUUUAGUCUUCCAAA